Molecule: messenger RNA, 207 nt
Organism: Clonostachys solani
Lineage: Eukaryota; Fungi; Ascomycota; Sordariomycetes; Hypocreales; Bionectriaceae
Source: the annotation of a GenBank genome assembly
AUGAAGACUUACUUUGCCCUCGUUGCCUUCCUUGUAUCCGCCUCCCUCGCGGCACCAACCGAUGGCGCUUCGCAGGAGGUCAGCCUAUUCCUAGCAGAGCGCAAUUGCAACCGCGAUGACGAACCUUGCAUCGGCGAUAAUAAUUGCUGCAGUAAAAUAUGCCGAUGGAAAGCCGGUGACCCAAAGGGCAAAUGUGGCGCACAUUAA